CCACCAGUUGGUGAAUCUGAGUUUGCUGAAGACAAUGUGAUGAACUGCAUCGUUGGAGGAGCUCAUGCUUUUAUACUCAGGGUGUCUAGUUUCUUCGGUCUGGCGCCGCUUCGCUUCGAGCCUCGAGGAAAUGGCUUCACGGUCAGGAUAUCAAAUGGGAUGUGCAUCUACAGCUAUAUACUGGUGACUGUACUAGUAAUAUUCACGAUAUGUGGUCUCUGCGCGGAGAUCAACGUCGGUUUGGAGCUGUCAGUGCGCAUGUCCUCUCGCAUGUCGCAGUUUGUGUCAACUUGUGACGUGCUCGUGGUGGCCGUGACUGCGGGGGCUGGCGUGUACCAGGCGCCCAGGAGGAUGAGGAGCAUGAUCAGCUUUAUGGAUAGUGUGGCUGCUGUGGAUGAAAGCAUAGGAGCGCAGUACUCCAAAGCCACGGAGCGCAAGCUUUGCGCCUUGCUGCUGGCCAUUUUGAUUUUCUUCACACUGCUCGUUGCUGAUGACUUCUGCUUCUAUGCGCUGCAAGCCAGAAAACUGGAUAGACAAUGGGACGUAGUGACCAACUACAUAGGGUUCUACCUGCUCUGGUACGUGGUGAUCGUCCUGGAGCUUCAGUUCGCGUUCACCGCGCUGUCGGUUCGCGCACGUUUCCAAGCGGUAAACGAUGCGUUAGCGCUCACGGCGAAGCAUAUUAAUUUACCUGUUGAAAAAAUCCAAGAACAAUCGCCACUAAACAUAUUUGCAAUACGCGUUGCGCCUGAGUCGCGUCGAGCCCACAAUCUGAGUUUACUGGUCGACUGUUUACCGCUCACUGCUAAAGGACAUGAAGUUAUUAUACGGAAAGGAGUAAAUGGUGAAGCAAAACUCGUAGUAGGACCAUGUGAAGCGAUACGCCGGCUCGCCCUCCUUCAUGGAGCAUUAUGUGAAGUUGUGCACAGAAUAGAACACAGCUAUGGCCUUCCUCUUGUUAUCAUCCUUAUAUCUACGCUGCUGCACUUGAUUGUGACACCGUACUUCUUUAUUAUGGAGAUCAUAAUAUCAACGCAUCGAAUCCACUUCUUGGUACUACAAUUUCUCUGGUGUGCGACGCACGUGUUGAGAAUGUUUGUUGUAGUGGAGCCCUGUCAUUAUACUAUCACUGAGGGCAAAAGAACAGAAGAGCUGGUGUGUCGUCUGAUGCGGGCUACACCGUCCACGGGCACGCUUCCAUCACGAUUGGAUCUCUUCGCGCGACAGCUGAUGCUGCAGUCUGUGUGCUACUCGCCCAUGGGAUUGUGUACUUUGGGACGACCGCUUGUCGCUUCUGUAUUUGGUGCGGUCACAACCUACUUGGUUAUAUUGAUACAAUUCCAGAGAUACGACUCGUAAGCUCUCACCUAACGGCGACAACCUAGUCUAAAACUUAUAUUUUUUACUAUUAUAUUAAUGCAUA
This is a messenger RNA of Colias croceus (clouded yellow), 1423 nucleotides long. RefSeq names its product gustatory receptor for sugar taste 43a-like (gene Gr9). Lineage: Eukaryota; Metazoa; Arthropoda; Insecta; Lepidoptera; Pieridae. The record is from RefSeq and is a predicted model, not a curated record. Gene Ontology annotation, biological process: sensory perception of taste. Gene Ontology annotation, cellular component: neuronal cell body; dendrite; membrane. Bases 40 to 1359 code for a protein of 439 amino acids. The transcript has 10 exons.